Messenger RNA from Bufo bufo (common toad), 5117 nucleotides. Its product is annotated as up-regulator of cell proliferation-like. The coding region runs from base 44 to 4873 and encodes 1609 amino acids. The record is from RefSeq and is a predicted model, not a curated record. Gene Ontology annotation, molecular function: GTP binding. The transcript is spliced from 2 exons. Lineage: Eukaryota; Metazoa; Chordata; Amphibia; Anura; Bufonidae.
UCUGUGUGGAGCUGCGAGCCCGACAGAGAAAACGCUCCGUCUGAUGGAGCUGAUUCUUCACAAGGGAGAAGAGGCCUGUAUGACGUUCCUUGAUCAUCUGGAGAACAUGAUUCCCAGAUUUCCACCAUUGUCUCGGGUGUCUCUACACUUCCAGGAUAGCAAAAACAAAACUUUUGAAGACCUCUUGUUUGAACUUGGAAUGGAUAAGAACAUAAACUCGCAGCUGACUCUGAGAAAUGUUCUGAGCAUUGGUCUGGAGAAUCUAAAUCAUUUCAAUCCUAAAACCCCCGCAGACCUCCCCCAUCACUUCUUAAGGAAUAUUAUAGCCUUGGACAGAAGUGCAAGAAAUACUGAACUUUACGAUGAUCUGUCAGACCAGGGAUCGAGUGUAGAUGAUGAUCCAUUUGAUAUGUUCGACAGUAAAACAGCAAAUUGUUCUAGAUCAAAAUCCCUUCACCCUUUAGAUGUUCUGUGCGCUGUCCUCAACUGUUCAGAUAAAAGCCUUCAGCAGGAGAUUAUAUCUAAAAUGUCAGUUUGUCAGUUUGCUGUUCCUCUCUUGCUUCCAGCUGGUUAUGGUCCUAACAGCACCUUCAUGCUUUGGGCAAUGAGAGACAUAGUGAAGAAGUGGAGACCUCAGUCACUGGCCGACAGUAAAGGCUUCAGAGAAGACAACGUGGUGAAUAUUGAAAUGCCGAUCUUCUCUUUCGUCAGGCUGGGGCCAAAUAAAUUAUCUAAAUCUAAAAUAUUAAACCAAGUCCUGAACUCAGCUCAACAACAUCAUGACUUCUUCAUACAUGACAACAUGGAAGGAGGGAACAUUGAGAGGAAGAUAUCUGAUGGGCUGGUGGAAAUCUCCUGGUACUUUCCUUGUGGGAAAUCAGAUGUUUUCUUAGAGCCUAUUGCUGUGGCCAACCUACGUGGAGACCUGGAGUCCAACUGGGAACAGUUUACCUUUCUCACCCGAAUCUCAUCGGCCACCUUUGUAUUUCUUGAGAGCAUGUGUGAGAGACAGCUCCGAUUAUUAUCAACCUGGUGUCCCGAUGACACUAAGUUCUAUUUCAUUGUCAGUCCAGGAAAAGACAAGGCUGUUGACCCAGAGACAAGGAGACACAUACAAAAUCUACUCCCACUUCUAAAGAUUGAGAGAACAAAUGUUAUAGUAAAAUCGGCCACUAUGAAUGAUGCAGACUUCAUGAACAAGGUCAAAAAAAUGAUGGACUGUCAAUUAAAAAAUAAUCCUAAACUAGAAAGACUAAAGGAUAUAACUGAACAAACUUCUAAUCUUAACAUUGAUAUAGAUGAGGCUUCUUCAGAAUUGAGGACAGCAAGGGACUAUGCCAUGAACAUCACCUCAAUGAUAGAAAAUGUGGAAAUGUUUAAGAAUCAAAGCUUGACUUUACAAGGAGAUCUGUGGAAACAGUUGUCUAAAUUGGAAAAGGAAUUUUGCAGAAUGACAAAACAAGGUGGGAAAGAUCAAGAAAUGUAUGUGUCAGAUCUAAAAGAGGAACGUAGUUUACUCCUCAGAAAACAAAAUGAGCAUGCUCUACCGGAAGCCAUGGCGUUAUUUAUCAGUGCAAUUACUCAUUUAUCUAAAAAUGAGAAACAGCAUUUUCUUAAAUGGAUGAAAUUUGAUCUUGAUUCCAUUGCAAGAAAAAAUGUAUCCAAAUUACAGACUGAAUAUAAAGAAAAGUGCAACAACCUUAAUACAUCAGUCAAUCCUCAAGAACUUAAGCAGCUUGACAAGAGAAUUUCAGAGAGUUCAUUAGGAAUUGAACAUUUUCUCCGUGAGUUAGGACAGUUUUAUGAAGCUGAAUAUUCAACAGUAAAAAAUGAAUCUAAAAAACAAUUUAAUACCCUCCCAGACACAGCAGCCGAUCUCCUGUUGGAUGGGUUCCCAUUGGAGUUGAUUGAUGGGGAUGCUUCCAACAUCCCAUUACAGUGGAUAACUGAUGUCCUGACUGAGCUGGAUAAAAAGACUAAAGGAAACUGUAGGAUGAGAGUAAUAACUGUGCUGGGGGUGCAAAGUACGGGGAAGUCCACCCUUCUGAACACCAUGUUUGGUCUACAGUUCCCUGUGGCCAGUGGACGAUGCACACGAGGAGCCUUCAUGACCCUUAUUAAAAUGAAGGAGAGCUUCCAGGAUGAGAUUGGUUGUGAAUUUAUUCUAGUAAUUGACACUGAAGGGUUGAAAGCUCCUGAAUUGGCUUCUCUGGAGGGCAGCUAUGAACAUGACAAUGAAUUAGCCACAUUAGUGGUUGGGUUGAGUGACAUCACCAUAGUCAACAUGGCCAUGGAAAAUACCACAGAGAUGAAAGAUAUUUUGCAAAUUGUGGUCCAUGCAUUUCUAAGGAUGAAAGAAGUUGGCAAGAAACCCAACUGUCAGUUUGUUCAUCAGAACGUGAGUGAUGUGUCUGCUCAUGACAAGAAUAUGAGAGACAGAAGAAGACUUCUAGAACAAUUAGAUCAAAUGACAAAAGUGGCGGCAAAAAUGGAAAAGAAAAGUGGCUUUGAUAAAUUUAGUGAUGUGAUGGACUAUGACUUGGACAGACACAACUGGUACAUUCCUGGACUGUGGCAGGGGGUCCCACCAAUGGCUCCUGUAAAUUCUGCAUACAGUGAACAUGUUUCUGAGCUUAAAAAAUAUCUAUUACAAUUCCUCAAAACCCCGAAACUUCGGGACAAGGCUUUAACAAUACCUGAUUUCUGUAAAUGGCUCACAAAUUUGUGGACUGCUGUCAAACAUGAAAAAUUCAUCUUCAGUUUCAGAAACAGUCUGGUGGCUGAAGCUUAUAAUAAGUUGUCAAUGCAGUUUUCCCUGUGGGAAUGGGAUUUCACUAAAGAGGUCCAUAAAUGGGUAGUAAGGAAAGAGACCAACAUUAAGAAUCAAUCAACUCACAGUUUUGAUGAAAACAGAUAUGAGACAAUCGAGGAUCUUGAUCAGCUUGUCCAUGAUGAAGAGAAGAAAAUGAUAGAGAUGAUAGAGAAAUAUUAUGAAAGUGAAUCGGAAAACAUUAAUCUGAUAGAAAGAUAUCGAGAAGAUUUUAAAAAGAGUGUCACCAGUCUGAGAAAAGAACUCAGGAGAAACGCUAUUGACAAGUAUGAAAAAGCUCUUUCUAUACGAAAAGGAAACCUAAAGAUUCAAGACAUGAAAGAAAAAUACCAGGAAUUAAUUGAAAAGAAAAUCGAUGGACUUCUAAAAACUUGCAGAGAGAAGAACAACGAGCUAAGUGAAGGAAAAGUAGAAGGUGAAUUUAAUGCCAUGUGGGACAAGACGCUGUCAGAUUUACAAAUUCAGAAACUGAAAAAGUGUAAUGUGAGUGAUGCAAUUCUCCGGCAACUUCGACAGGACAUGACCAACAAAGGAUCUGAUAUAAAUAAAACAUUACUGGAUGUAAAAAAGUUAACGGAUUACGGCACCAACUUUAAUAUUGAUAAUAACCAUGUAGAUCUGCAUUGGGUUUCAAAAAUAUGGAAACAAUUCCGUGGAACAAGUAACGAACCAUACGAAAGGCUUAAAGAUCUUGCUACGUCAUUGACAGAGAUGUGUGACAGAUAUGUCACUGAGAGGGAGAAUACCAAUGAGGACUAUGAUGACACUUACUGCAGGGAAAUUCUGCAAAUGAUCAAUACAAAACUAGAAGAUGUACAGUCUAAGAAGCUUCACUUCACAGUUCAGUUUGAGUUGGACAUCAAGCUCUUAAUUUUUAGAAAAGCAUCUAAUAGGUUUCAGCAGAUGCAUGAUAGGUUUAUUAGAACAAAUGACCCAAGAACCUGCAUGGACAACCUAAAGCCUGAUUACUGGACUAUCUUUCUUGAUGUUUUUAAAGCAAAAGAUGAAUCUCAAAACCGAGGUCGUCAGUUCUGUGAAAAGUGCCUGACCCCAGCAAUAACUGAUUACGUUUACAAUCAUCUGGGGAGAAUGAUGGUUGAUGACAUUUUAAAUGGCUCCGAAAACCAGAUCUUCAAAAGUAGAAGCUUUUUCCAGUACUAUCUUCUGAAGAACCUACUGGAUGAAAUGUCUUUUCAGAAAUACGUUCAAUAUAUUAAAUAUUAUGAAAGGUUUUCAAAAGACUUGAUCCUAAAUAAAAUAAAAGAAAUCUAUCAGAAACCAGAAGCUCUCAAGCCAUUACAGGCAGAUCUCAUCAGCUCUAUCAGCCGAGAAGUGAAAGACAUUCUUGAAGAAGAUGCAAUUCUGAACAGUGACAACAUCCCUCAGUUCUUAGAAAAUGUUCAGAAGAAGUUAAAUGAAAAGCUCGUUAUUUCCCAGACAGCAAUGAAAAUAAUUUCUUUUAAUAACGAGAUUAAUGUUCGGCAGUUCUCAUCUGAUAUUCAGCUUUUUCUUGUUUCCACAGAACAACAGGUCCUGUCAGAUCUGAAGUCUAUGAGUAUUAACUCUCUACUUUCCAAAAUCAAACUGAAUCCUCAGGAUGAAUUGUUCAGGAAGGUGAUUGGAUGUGGACAUCAGUGUCCAUUCUGUAAAGUCCCCUGUGAGGCCGGAGGUGCUGACCACAAGGAGCACUUUGCUUCUACUCAUAGACCUAAAGGUUUGGGACAAUACAGAUGGUCAGACACUGGAAUUUUAACCACAGACAUUUGUACUACGUCUGUUGUGUCUAAAACUCGCUUUAGAAAUUCAGACACAGAUUGGGAAUCUCAUCCAUACAAGGAGUAUCGCAUUUACUAUCCGGACUGGGCCAUCGAACCCGACCCCAGCAUGGAGUCCUCAGAUUACUGGAAAUAUGUCUUUGCUCAGUUUAAUAAAGAAUUUGCUGAAGAAUAUGGAGCCAAACCAGCUGACCUGCCUAACGACUGGAAGAAAAUAACAGUAGAAGAGGCCCUCAACAGCUUAAAGAAAACAUUCAAUGUCUGCUAGGAGCUACAUAAAUAUAUGAGUACGUACAUACAUAUGUGUACAAGAAGCGUCUCAGUUAUACGAUUCCACUGAUAAAAGAUGUUUAAUCGCUUUCAGGAUUUGUAAAUGUUGACCCCACCCACUUGUACAUCUAUAGUCAUACAAGGAGGUUUACAGCAGUAUGUGGACAUGGUCAGCAGGACUCACAGGCUCCCCCUAUGAAUCCUGGCAGCAGUUAGACAGCCUUUUACAUAAAUCAAAUGAU